Messenger RNA from Fusarium pseudograminearum CS3096, 1797 nucleotides. RefSeq lists its product as uncharacterized. Gene Ontology annotation, biological process: secondary metabolite biosynthetic process. The coding region runs from base 1 to 1797 and encodes 598 amino acids. Gene Ontology annotation, molecular function: oxidoreductase activity, acting on CH-OH group of donors; flavin adenine dinucleotide binding. The record is from RefSeq and is a predicted model, not a curated record. NCBI's taxonomy places the organism in Eukaryota, Fungi, Ascomycota, Sordariomycetes, Hypocreales, Nectriaceae. The transcript is spliced from 2 exons.
AUGCUUGUCAAACCCCAGUUGUGGCUUGCCUUUGCUGCAGCUGCAGUCGCGGCUCCGUCUCAAGAUGCCUAUGACUAUAUUGUCGUCGGAGGCGGCACCGCAGGAGUAGCCGUCGCUGCUCGUCUUAGCGAAGGCCUCCCAUCCUCCAAGAUCCUCCUCAUCGAAGCUGGUCCCUCUGCACUUGACGAGCCAAAGAUCAAUGUCCCCGGUCUCAAGGGUACGACCUUGGGAACAAAGUACGAUUGGAACUUCACCACCGUUCCCCAGACAGGCGCCAAUGAUAGAGUAUGGCCCAUCAACCGUGGCAAGGUCUUGGGUGGAAGCUCCGCCCUCAACCUCAUGACAUACGAUCGCGCUUCCGCUGCCGAAUAUGAUAGUUGGGAAGCCUUGGGCAACCCGGGAUGGAACUGGAAGACCAUGAUCAAGGCCAUGAUGAAGUCCGAAACCUUCACUGGCAAGAACACCGCUACAUAUGGCUCCAAGGGUGUCGGCGACAGUGGUCCUGUCCAGGCUGUCGUCAAUCGCGUCAUCCCCAAGCACCAAGAGUCAUGGAUUCCCACUCUGAACAAGCUCGGUGUCCGAAAGAACCUCGAAUCCCUCGGAGGUAAUCCGCUUGGUGUCAUGUACCAGCCAAGCAGCAUUGACCCUGCCAACUACAAACGAUCAUACAGCGCUAAUGCCUAUGACGAGAUUUAUGGCUCCAACCUUGAGAUUGCUACCGAUACUACCGUGGCCAAGAUCAACCUGAGUGCUCCCAAGGGCAACAAGAAGGCUAUCGCUACUGGUGUCACUCUUGCUGACGGAACUGUCAUCAAAGCUAGCCGCGAGGUCAUCCUCUCCGCUGGAUCCAUUCAGAGCCCGCCCUUGCUCGAACAGUCUGGUAUCGGAAGCAAGUCCGUCCUCGCAGCUGCUAGCAUCAAACAGAUCAUCGACCUUCCCGGUGUCGGCGAGAACCUUCAAGAUCACCUUCGUAUCAUGAGUUCGUACCAGCUCAAGCCACAGUUCACCUCCAUUGACAUCUUCAAGAGCAACGCAACAUUUGCCGCGGCACAAAUGGCGCUUUGGAACGCUGGCAAGCAAUCCCUGUACGACUACACCGGCAGUGCCUACACCUUUUCCACCUGGAAGCAGGCCCUCGGCAGCGAUGCCAAACUGCUCUCUCUUGCCAAGGAGGCUGCUGCGAAGGAUGGCAGCAGGGUCGACAAGAAGAAGCUCGAUUUCUUCAAGGAUUCCUCGGUCCCCCAAGUUGAGGUCAUCUUCUCCGAUGGCUACACCGGUGUUAAAGGUUACCCUGCUGCUACAUCGCCUCUCUUUGGCAAAGGCUUCGUCUCUCUUAUCGCCGUUGUCAUGCAUCCUCUUAGCCGCGGAAGCGUCCACAUUAACCCUUCUGACCCCGCUGGCAAGCCCAUCAUCAACCCCAACUAUCUUAGCAAUGCUCAUGACGUCGAGGCUGUCACUCAAGCUGUAAAGUACAACCGCAAGAUCGCAAACACUGAGCCUAUGCGUUCUAUUUGGGAUGAUGAGUACGAGCCUGGUUUGGAUGUCAAGACUGAUGAGCAGCUCAAGGCGUAUGCUCUUCGCACUACACUCAGCAUAUUUCACCCCACUGGAACAUGUGCUAUGCUUCCCAAGAAAGAUGGCGGCGUUGUUGACGCCAAGCUGAAGGUGUAUGGAACUGAGAACCUUCGCGUUGUUGAUGCUAGCAUCAUGCCACUAUUGAUCUCAGCGCACAUCCAGACAGCUGUGUAUGGUAUUGCCGAGAGGGCUGCUGAGUUCAUCAUCAAGGCUGCCAAGUAG